UUAAGGCCACCUAAUAUAAAGUGGGACCCAAAAUUCUAAUCAAUUACAGGUUGCAAAACUAUUAUCAGUAUUGUAUAGUAUAAUAAUACUGGUAUUUUAUUCUGUAAUACACACAAGAGGCGUAGCUGUACAUCUUCAUAAAAUCCAGAUGGUCAAAAACACUUAUAAAAAUAAAAACUGAAACACAAGAGGCUGUCAAGGUGUCUAUCAUAGCCUAUAUAGCUAUUAUAAUGAAUAAAUAUUAUCUUUUUUUUUUUUUUUUUAAUGAGGCGUGUGAUUACUAUGAUUACAAUAAAGAGUUGUCACUUUAGCCUGUACACCCCUUCCCGCUCUCUCAUGUCCAUUUACAGGUGGUUGUGCUGGACAUGAACUAUAUGAAGUAUGAUAAUUCUUUAGUAACUAAUAAGUGUAAAUAAAUAUGUUAACACUUUAUUUAAGUUUUUUUUGUUUUUAACUAGUUGCUUAUUAGCAUGCAUAUUACUAGAAUAUUGGCUAUUGUGCUGCUGUUCUAACCCAAAUCUAAUAAAUGUUUUCAGGAUUUCUAAUGCUGCAUUCACGCCAUGUCAUGAUUACUGUAGUCUCAAGAUGACAACAUGUGAUGUUGUAUUCUGUGCUGUUCACGUCCUUGGACUGGGAAUUAUGUGUUUCUAUGGCACCACUGUCAACACCUAAAUGAAUCUGCAGUCAGGUGGUACAAGUUGGAGCUCUGAGACAAUUCCCAUCUUACAAGCUGUAAUUAAGAGCUCUAUGAUGACGUAAAUGCUUUUUACAUGUUAAAAUUUACAUGUAGCCUAAUUGUGGUAAUUACGACAUGGCAUGAGACUCAAGGCUACAGACAGGUGAUUUUUUUUUUCAUGGCUAGAGCUAAACUCUGCAGGACAGCGUGACUCGAUGUUGCCUCAUCCUGCUAUAAAUUGAAGUGACUUUGCCCUCAUCAUUUACAAACUAAUAGGACACACCUAGACACUGUUAGGGUUGGGCCAAGAAAUAAGGACAAAGUAUUUCUAAAAGAAAGGACAAACUAUGAACAUGAGACAAUCUAUCAAAAGAUCAAAGACGGCCAUAACCCAUGGUUGUCAAGCUCCAGAAAAAAUAAAAACUAUUUUAUUAAUAAACAUGAUCAAUAUGGCUGAUUAACUGUUCUUAGAAUAACAUUAGUGAUGUAUUUUUUUAAAUUAUUUUUACUUGAUUUAAAUUAAUGCAAAAUCAUUCUUAAAGCGAUGCUUGAGGCAAAAGUUCAAAACUAAACAUUCUCUGAGUAAAAAAAAAAAAAUCUCACAAUCAUUUCUGCUUUUCUUAUUUUUAGUUAUAUUUAGUUAAGCUCAAAAUACUCUGACACUGACAUUUGCAGUGUCUGUUGAAAUUUUAAUUAAAACUUUUUUUUUUAUAUAAAUAUUUCUCAUUUCUUUUUUACAAUGUUGGAUAAACAUUAACUGCAUCAAAUCAUUAAAGCCCUAUCUAAAGGCCAAAAAUCUUAAAUAGUCUUUAAAUAAAUAUUAAUAGUUAAAAAUUAUCACAGCUUUGCGAAUUUGGACUUAAUUUCCAUGUGAUUUAAUAAUACAGGGUGGUGGCAAACAGAAAUGCAAUUUGUCGUGAUUGUCAUGCAUGCAACCUCGUCUAAGAGCAAACACAGAGACAUAAAAGGUACAUGCAAAGGAGAAAUGUAAACAAUUAUGCAAACUCUUGUGUUCCCUUAUUAACAUUUACAUAUAUGAGACAAUUAAAAAAGUACUGCUGCUGAUGUUCAUCAGACAGAGCCGAGAGGUUUAGCAAUCAAGUUUUAUUUGAACAUUUAUCAUUUCUACACACUAAAGGAAAACCAAACAUAACUGCCAGUGACUCUUGCAUCAAAACCUCAUCCAGAUAUGGUGACUAUAUAUUGACCUAAUGAUAAAAACUCUUAAUUUUUGUGCUAAAGAAUAUUGUGGAAUAAAAUGAAACACAUGCAAAUAAAUACAUACUACAUACAUAAUAAAUACAUAAUACUGAUUUUACAAUUUUUCUGUGCAAUAUAAAAUCAAAUAAAAAGUAAAAAGGAGAAAAUGUCUCUUUCCAUUUGCUUAACACAUGAAUAAGUCCACACCUGUAACGUGUGACUGUUGCAUACAGAGAACAUGAAAACAGAGACAGGGAAGGAACAGUCAGGAGCGAAACAGUCCAUGAGGGAGUGGAGGGAGGGAGGAGCCAUGGUGGAGAAAACAUUAUGAACAAAACAUAAUCCUGACAACACACAAAGGUGAAUCAGAUAACCUUAUUCUGAAAUCUUACUCUGCUUGACUUCACAGCUGAAUCGACAACACUCUACUGUCCCACACAUUAUCCUAAGAUAAAAGACUGACCAUGUAUGCAGUUGUCACCCUGCAAGACUCAGAUGAGGUGAUGGUGGCACCAUCACAUUGGUUGAGCACAGACAAGAAACAAAGUUACUGGCCCCCAUUCAAAUCACCAGAGAAGUGCAUGGAUGCUGUUCAGAACAGAGUUAAACCUGAAACAGGAGGGAAAACAUGGGAGAAAUUGAAUAUUAGCUUUCACAAGGAAUCUGUCUCUUUUGAUAAGGCAAAAGAGGGGCAAAAAGAAAUUAUAGAACAGAAAGAACGAUCUUUUCUAUUAGCCACUGGAUUCCCUGGAAUACUACAAAGACAAAGAGCUCUUCCAACACCUUCUACAUUCAGAAUGCCAGCUGAUGACAAGGAUGAGCUCCUCCAAAUGCUGAGAGACAUCAAGAGCACAGUUCAGGAAAACUCUGCCAUGUUAAAGAAACUACUGAAAGACAAUACGGUUUCUGAAUCCCCCAGCAGUACCAGCUUGCCCAAUAAAGAUGUUAAAACAAGCAUAAAUCUGCCUCUUAGAACCUCUGAAGAUGUGGUCAGGACUGAAAUGGAGCUCAGUAAUGCAGCAACACGCCAAAAAUAUUUGAAAUAUUUGUCAAGGCUUGGAGGUUUUGGGGCCAAGGAUGUCAUUCAGAAUAUUAUGCAACGCGUCCUAACAGAUGAUCUGGCUAUGGAGUUCAACUGGCAGGGGAGAGGAGAGAAAAAGGCCUUCUCUAGGCUUAUUUUAACAGACGUAAUACGAGAUGCUGCAUCAAAACAAAGUGUAAUGAGGGCAGACUGUGAAGCUGAAAUAAAAGCUUAUCUGUGGCACAGAAUUUAUCGAAUUGGUCGGAAGAGACCAAGAGUUUUUGAAGGUGUGACUUGAGAAGAGACUUCUCUCUCAAUGAUGGACAGAGCCUUCCAAUCAGAGAUUGAUUGAUGACUCAGUUUUGGAACAUUUACUCAUAGAUCAUGUUAGCUGCUUACAGAUUAAACAUACAGUUUGUAUAGAACUAUAUGUGUACUAAACUAGCAUGACAUUGUGUGCUCCAAAUAUUGGCUCUUGUAAUGAAAUGCUUACAUGUUUAUAAUUUUUUAGCUAACUCUAAUUUCUCUUUAGCUAAUUGGAGGAAAUUAUUAAAUACUGUGUUUGACUGUGAUAUCACUGCAUGGACAGGUUUUCAUGUGUAUGAUAGUAGUUGUUUUAGCAUGUAUGUUCAUCAAUAACAAAUAACUCAAAUGUAUGCAAUUUGUUGUAAAUAGUUUAAUCUACAUGGGCUAUUUCUGUCUUUUAAUGUUUCACCAAUAAGAUAAUGAUUUUGAUCAGAAUAAACCAUAAUUACACAUAUUUACAUUGCAUAUUGCCC
Molecule: messenger RNA, 3676 nt
Organism: Megalobrama amblycephala (Wuchang bream)
Lineage: Eukaryota; Metazoa; Chordata; Actinopteri; Cypriniformes; Xenocyprididae
Exons: 8
Coding region: 2341-3195 (284 amino acids)
Source: RefSeq, a predicted model, not a curated record